Juglans regia (Persian walnut) is the source of this 2819-nucleotide messenger RNA. Its product is annotated as cation/H(+) antiporter 18-like. The coding region runs from base 281 to 2755 and encodes 824 amino acids. The transcript is spliced from 4 exons. Gene Ontology annotation, cellular component: membrane; endomembrane system. The record is from RefSeq and is a predicted model, not a curated record. Lineage: Eukaryota; Viridiplantae; Streptophyta; Magnoliopsida; Fagales; Juglandaceae. Gene Ontology annotation, molecular function: antiporter activity. Gene Ontology annotation, biological process: regulation of pH; proton transmembrane transport.
UCUUCCAACUUCUGGAAAGUUUCUCACUAUAGGCACAGAAACACCUCCGUUUGAUCCCCCGAUCGUUCUCGAACGAAAAUUCUGAGAAAUUACACUCAGGAGUCCCACAAAAUCUUCUCGGUGGAAAUGCAGAGAAGAUUAUUAAGGCUGUUAGACUGCAUGCACGUUGCAGUGCUACUGUGUCAUCGGAAUUUUCGCGAAGGAAGAUCCAGGAACUAAUUAUCUGAGACUUUGGGCUGGAAUAUUUGCUGCAAAAUAAUAAUAAUAAUAAUCAAUCAAGAUGGCCGCUAGCAAUGCUACAGUACUGUCGAGUCCGUGUCCAGUGCCGAUGAAGGCAGCGUCUAAUGGGGUGUUCCAGGGGGAUAAUCCUCUUCAUUAUGCACUCCCUCUUGCCAUCGUGCAGAUAUGUCUUGUUGUCACUCUCACGCGCAUUCUCGCUUUUCUUUUAAGGCCAUUGAGACAGCCUCGAGUGAUUGCAGAGAUUGUUGGUGGAAUAUUACUUGGCCCAUCCGCUCUGGGUCGUAACAAAGACUAUCUGAAUGCCAUUUUUCCAUCUAGAAGCCUCACUGUGUUGGAUACUUUAGCAAAUCUGGGUCUCCUUUUCUUUCUAUUCCUCGUUGGCCUAGAGUUAGAUCCAAGGUCCCUCCGUCGAACCGGAAAGAAAGCUUUAAGCAUAGCCAUGGCAGGAAUUAGCCUUCCCUUUGUAUUAGGAAUUGGAACAUCAUUUGUCCUCCGAGGAACUAUUUCCAAAGGUGUAAAUGGACCCCCGUUUCUUGUAUUCAUGGGGGUGGCCCUUUCUAUCACUGCCUUUCCUGUUUUGGCCCGUAUUCUGGCUGAGCUCAAGCUAUUGACCACUGAUGUUGGCCAAAUGGCCAUGUCGGCGGCAGCAGUCAAUGAUGUUGCUGCAUGGAUUCUACUUGCUCUUGCCAUUGCCCUCUCUGGCAAUGACCACUCUCCCCUCGUUCCAUUGUGGGUUUUCUUGUGUGGCUCUGGUUUUGUUCUCUGUUGUGUAUUCAUUGUGCCUCCUAUCUUUAAAUGGAUGGUGCAACGUUGCCCCGAGGGUGAGCCUGUGGAAGAGUUGUACGUGUGUGCUACUUUAGCUGCAGUUUUGGCAGCCGGGUUUGUCACUGAUGCCAUUGGAAUUCAUGCCCUCUUUGGUGCAUUUGUGGUUGGAGUUCUUGUCCCAAAGGAAGGGCCCUUUGCAGGUGCUCUCGUGGAAAAAGUUGAGGAUAUCGUCACUGGUCUUUUCCUUCCAUUGUACUUCGUCUCAAGUGGAUUGAAAACCAAUAUAGCCACAAUUCAAGGGCUCCAGUCAUGGGGUCUCGUUGUUCUAGUCAUUUGUACAGCCUGCAUUGGGAAGAUUGUCGGUACAGUCGCAGUCUCCCUACUCUGCAGAGUGCCUCUCCAGGAGGCUUUGGCUCUGGGGUUCCUAAUGAAUACUAAAGGUUUGGUGGAACUCAUCGUCCUCAACAUUGGCAUAGACAGAAAGGUAUUGAACGACCAAACAUUUGCCAUCAUGGUUCUGAUGGCCAUCUUCACAACCUUUAUUACGACACCUUUAGUUAUACCAGUAUAUAAGCCAGCUAAAAGAAUGAGCAAAGCUAAUUACAAGCAUAGAACAAUUGAGAGGAAGGACCCCAAUUCUCAACUUCGGAUUUUGACAUGUUUCCACAGUACAAAAAACAUCCCCACGAUGAUCAAUCUCAUUGAGGCUUCACGUGGGACUGAGAAGAAGGGAGGACUCUGCGUCUAUGCAUUGCACCUCAUGGAGCUAACUGAAAGGCCCUCUGCAAUUCUGAUGGUCCACAAGGCAAGAAAGAAUGGGCUACCCUUCUGGAAUAAGGGGCGCCAUUCGGAUAGCGAUCGAGUCGUCGUUGCUUUCGAGGCCUUCCAGCGGCUAAGCCAUGUGUCCAUUCGCCCUAUGACUUCAAUUUCUCCCAUGACUACCAUGCACGAGGACAUAUGCACGAGUGCUGAGAGUAAAAGGGUGGCUAUGAUAAUUCUCCCCUUUCACAAGCAGCAGAGGUUUGAUGGAGCGCUCGAGACAACUCGAAAUGAAUUCCGUUCAGUCAACCGGAGGGUUCUUGAGCAUGCACCAUGCUCUGUGGGGAUCUUGGUGGACCGUGGGCUUGGUGGAAGCACCCAUGUUUCUGCAAGUAAUGUUUCUUCAACCUUAACAGUCUUGUUCUUUGGAGGAAUUGAUGAUCGGGAAGCCCUCGCUUAUGGUGCUCGAAUGGCUGAGCACCCCGGUAAUUCAUUGACAGUCAUUCACUUCAGAACAAGCCCUGAGAUUGCAGGGGAGGCAGCUAUCGUCAACAUCAGGGACGACUCCAACGGCUCACCAGGAUCAGGAGAUGAAAAAUUUCUUGCUGAAUUCAAGCGGAAGACUCCGAAUGACAGCUCCAUCAAGUUUGAAGAGAGGGUGAUGAGAAAUGCUGCAGAAACGAUUGACGUGGUUCGGGAGUUUAGUCGAUGCAAUCUGUUCUUGGUCGGCCGAAUGCCGGAGGGCCAAGUAGCUGCAACAUUGAACAUGAAACAUGACUGCCUGGAACUGGGGCCGGUUGGCAGCUUGUUGACAUCUCCAGAUUUCUCAAUUUCGGCAUCAGUCUUGGUGGUGCAACAAUAUCAUAACAAUAGAUCAGCGAGAGUGCCAAAUUCAGUGUCUUCAAGGAGGGUAGCGUCGCCGGAGUAUGGUUCUUCUGUGAUGGGCGAGGAAGAUUCAGAAUCUAGAGAGGACAGCUACGUCCACAAAUAAAUUACACAAAAACAAUCCUACAAAUUGACGUGAUUUCAUCUGAUCCGUUAGAUCUAUUUUAUAA